Molecule: messenger RNA, 3639 nt
Organism: Pangasianodon hypophthalmus (striped catfish)
Lineage: Eukaryota; Metazoa; Chordata; Actinopteri; Siluriformes; Pangasiidae
Gene: tmem65
Product: transmembrane protein 65
Exons: 9
Coding region: 263-985 (240 amino acids)
Biological process (GO): regulation of cardiac conduction; cardiac ventricle development
Cellular component (GO): mitochondrion
Source: RefSeq, a predicted model, not a curated record
CUGGCAACCCAGAUGGUUUCCAUUUGACUCAUCUCGAGCGAGGAAACUUGGUCAACUUGUGUAAAGGGAGUUACUGUUCAUGUGCUUAUCACUAUUAGACUAUUACAACUCUGUUUUUUAAAUUAGUAUAUUAUUUAUCCUCUCUCCUGAUGGCCUUGCAUGGAAUUCUGGGAAAUCUGGGAGCUUCAGAACAACAACAGCAGCAGCAGCAACAGCAGCACAGAGGAUGAAUUAAAGAGCAUUAUCUUCUUGGGUUCUCCGCAUGUUCUCUUCCACAAUGCUGAGGUUCUGUUUGCAGAGAACCCUGAGCCCGUGUGUGCGAGGAGCACAGAAACGCUGGCUCGGCACACACAAACACAAAGAGAAGCUCGAACUGCUAAACACUCCGAAAGGAGCCAAGGACUUUAUCUACAGCCUGCAUGCUACAGAGCGCAGCUGCUUACUGCGAGAGCUGCAGAACUUCGAGUCCAUCGCCAUCGCUCAGGAGAGCGCCCCGUUUAGGAGAGGGUCCAGCAGAGACAGGGUUCCAGCUGAAGUAACUGAGGAGAAACUGGAGUCGUCGCCGCCCAGCGCCAGUCAACUGAGAUACGUGCUGCUUCACAACGCCAUCCCGUUCGUCGGCUUCGGCUUCCUGGACAACGCUAUCAUGAUAGCUGCAGGAACCCAGAUUGAGCUGUCCAUCGGAGUGACCUUCGGAAUAUCAACUAUGGCAGCGGCGGCGUUGGGAAACUUGGUUUCUGACCUGGCUGGACUUGGGCUAGCAGGUUAUGUGGAGGCUCUAGCUGCGCGGUUGGGGAUGCAGAUUCCUGAUCUUACACCCAAACAGGCUGACAUGUGGCAGACCAGACUCAGCUCACACCUAGGGAAGGCGAUCGGCGUCACCAUCGGCUGCCUGCUCGGGAUGUUCCCGCUCCUCUUCCUCGGUGAUGAAGAUGAAGAGGAGACGCAGAGUGCGGCAGUAACUCCACUCGCAGACUCGAAAUAAUUUUAUACACUCCGCCACACAAUGACACCGCACAGCAACACUAUUACAAUUAUUUUUUUUUCUUAAAAGUCUACUAAUUUUCUUAAAAAUUAAUUUACAAAAACGUGUCUGAAGAUUUAGUUUAGUUUUGUACUGGAGCUACGAGGCGAACAUAUCUAACACGUAAGGUCUAUAUACUUGCUGUUUUUAAGCAACGAAAUCAUUCUUUAAUUAGACAAACCAUAACAAAUUUACAUCCAAAGUGAAUCUGCAUAAAGUUCCAGAAAGUUCCAACGUCAGUCCGGUGAAUCCAGUUGUCCAGGAUGGCCGACUAAUAACACUACACUGUUCAGCUACACGGUGAGGUUUUGUUGAUGUAUAAAGAUGACAGUAGGUCACACUGCAUCCUAAACCGCAUCAGCACGUGUGUGUGACAUCAGACUGGAUGUGGUUUGAGGAAGAUAUUUAUAGCAGAAGUCUUGGCUACAUGACAUUAGCCUCGUAGCUGUAGUGCACAACGAAAGGAACUAACUUCAUACACAGAUCAUGUCUCGGCUGACUGACUACAUUCUGAGAAAUCAUGUUUAUUAUUGUAUUUUUUUAUGCUGAAUUAUUCCUCAGAAGCUCAAAUGGAAGUCUUUGGUUGUAAUGAUGUACUUUAGCAGAUUUGCACCAGAGAGGAGGGUAAACUAUCUCAGAUUGGAGGGCUUGAUGACUAUUAUGAUAUUAUAAAUAAGGUGCCAACAUCUACGAUUUAGAUGGAGCAUCUACGACAUUUACGACCCCUUGCUUCUGCAAUAUGAGAGACUAGCUACAACUAUGAGAGACUCCAAAACUACGCUUUUCUGCUUUCUCAGAUAAAACAACAGUCAGAACAAACAUGACAGAAAAGACAGUUCACUGAAGGGGAAAGGACACGCUACGUGAAAGACACGCAUUUGCUUCUGGUAGCCAUUACUUUCAUUUCGCUCCAACUUUUGCUGUGUGGAAUACCUCGUAACUCAGACUUGCAUCUCUGACCUCACUCAUCACAGUCAGCUGGCUAGAUUGUUGCUAAAAUAAGACGAACAUGGAAUUCCCACUUUGUAAAUGACAUUAUUCCGUGUUCCCACUUCUGAGUUAAGUCGAAUGCUGCCUUUAUCUAGGUGAACGUUGACCUGUAAAUUCACAAGCCUCGGUCUUGUGAGAGAAUAGAAACCAAGAAUGCAGGGCUGUGGUCUCAUAGCCUGGUUAAAAAAAAAAAGUCUUUUACCUCGCAAUUUUCUUACUGUUGCUUGGCGCACAUUUGAGAGAAAAAAAAAAUAGCCAUCUCGUCCAACAACAUGUGCUAGGGAUUCUUGUGAUAAAAUUCUGUUUUUUUUUUUCUCUGCCUGCUAGGAUUUUCUUGUUAGCAAUUUUGGCACAUCUUUAAUCCUAGUCUUUUUUAAAAUCUAUAUAUUUAUAUACAGAAACUGGCCUAUUUCAUAUAGUUUCAUAUAUAUAUACACCUGCUCACUAACAAGUGCCUUCUCCUGAACAUGAAGUUCAGUCUUACUUCUAUUAUGAUCCUAAGUUGCUUUGAAUAACUCAUUUCACAGCAACAGCGAACAAAGAAGAAGCAAUAAACAUAGCAUAUAUUAGUAUUUAGUUCCUCCUCGAUUAUCUACAGUAGUCUGAAUGGGAGGAGGCUUGCUAUUAGAACUUAUAUUAGCUGUGAAAGCUUUGCUUUUACUGAAGGACAGGACAUUUCAUACUGAAACACGACGUGCUUACGGACACUCUGUGAUCAUAUAAACACUAAAAGCCAGUUUUGUUGUCACAGAGGUUUAGUCACAUUAAUCUAAAUGUCUGAAGGAGCAGUUUGUUAGCGGUUUGCGCUCUCUGCUGACUAGGGGGUGGACUGCAAUGGCAAUGAAAACAUUAACAAGCCUUAACAAGCCCUUUGACCCCACCCUCUAUGUUGAAACUAUAUCCUGUGUAUGUUACUUUCUAGCUGGGGGUGGGGCUAAUUUCUGGGCUGAAGCUUGAAAUGAAGAAAUUAGCCAAAUCCGAUAAAUGGAAAUACUGCAGUGUUCAGUUUUUCUAAGGUCUAAUUGGAAUUUUAGGUUUGUUAUAGAUUUAGAAACACUUUUUUAAAAUCACAAACCUCACCUUUAAACAAAGUUCUCAUAAGUCUGGAAAGUUGUCCCUCAUGUUAGCACGAAUCAUGUCAUCUCAUGACUUUAUGUAUUUUUUUUUAUGUGUGUGUUUGAUAUCAGCAUUAAUGUUUGUGUCUUUUUAUCAAGUGCUGCAUGCAAGUAGGAGCUACGUUUUCCUGCACAGAUGAUGCUAAUCAUAAAAAGCUAGAUUUUACUGGAAAUAGGAAAGUAUUUGGAUUGAUCCAAGUUUGGAAACAAGGCCACACCUACAAACGCACAUUUCGUAACUGUUUAAAGGGGGAGAUAUUUUAACCGUAUGUGGAUGAUAGCUGAAGAAUCUGGAUGAAUUUGCUUUGUGCCUUACUGACAUGUGACCGUCUUGAAGGAUGUAAACGUGAACGUCUCAGCAGUCGUCCUGUUGUAGAUGGACUGAUAUUGUUUUAUAUCACACAGUUGAUUCUGCACUAAAUGGUCACAUGGAAUACAGAAUGUACUUUGCUCAAGCAUACUAACAUGCUAACAAUCUGAGGUUGAAUAAAUAUAUUAAUUAUGAGAAAA